Misgurnus anguillicaudatus (oriental weatherfish) is the source of this 1543-nucleotide messenger RNA. It is a transcript of the gene sap30bp, whose product is annotated as SAP30 binding protein. Gene Ontology annotation, biological process: regulation of DNA-templated transcription. Gene Ontology annotation, cellular component: nucleus. NCBI's taxonomy places the organism in Eukaryota, Metazoa, Chordata, Actinopteri, Cypriniformes, Cobitidae. The record is from RefSeq and is a predicted model, not a curated record.
UUUCCAACAGCCACGCAUGCGCACACGGAAUAUAGAGCGUAGCGUCAUCGGUCUGCGUCCGCGCGAAUUAUGGCGAGUAAAAAGAAUUCACUUCUUUCCUCUCUAGCGGCUUAUGGGGAUGAUUCAGAGCCAGAUUCAGACCCAGACACCGAUGAUCAAGAUGCAUCAGACUCUCACACUGGAUUGGUUUCGGCCAGUUACGGGGACGAUGAUGUAAGUCGUGUAGAAGAAGCAGAUGAGAAGGAGUCCGAGAACGAGGACAGUGAUGACAGCACCAAAAAUUCGGAAGAGGAGGAUUCAGACUCAGGACGAACCCAGGACAAUGUUAAGGAUGUGCUGGAGGGGGAGAUUAAAGAUCCAAAUGAGCUUGUUGCACAGUUUUCAGAAAAGGUUCGAAACAUGUCUCCAGAUGAGAUCAGAAUUCCUCCCGAACCACCCGGGCGCUGCUCCAGUCAACUGCAGGAAAAGAUUCAAAAACUUUACGAGCGGAGGCUUCACGGAGACUUUGAUACAAACAGCCAUAUUCAAAAGAAGAAAGAAUUUCGCAACCCAAGCAUUUAUGAGAAGCUUAUCCAGUUCUGUAGCAUUGAUGAACUUGGAACCAAUUAUCCAAAAGACAUGUUUGACCCCCAUGGCUGGUCAGAGGAUUCCUACUAUGAGUCACUAGCCAAAGCUCAAAAAGUUGAGAUGGACAAGCUGGAAAAGGCCAAAAAGGAGCGAACCAAGAUUGAGUUUGUGACCAUCACCAAAAAAGGCAACACUACUAACGCAGCGGCCUUGACCACGAAUACAGCAACCACCUCAUCCACAGAUUCCCAGAAGAGGAAGAGCAAGUGGGACUCUGCGGUACCAGUGACCCUGGCACAACCUGCCCUCCUUACCACCACCGCCACCCUUCCUGGAGUCGUAUCGGUCACCACAACAGCUAGUGGCACCAAAACCACAGUCAUCUCUGCAGUGGGAACAAUCCUUAAGAAAGCUAAGCAAUAAGCACGGCCUUGACGAAAACAGACGAGGAUUUUCACCCGCUUGCCAGGUUGCUUGAUGGUGAUUGGCACAUGUAAACUUAAUAAGUCUGGCAACUGGAAUAGAUAGCGUAUAUCUCAUUUUCAAAAUGAGGACUGAAGUUGCCCAUCCCUGGCCUACAUUGUUGUUGUGCAUCAAAAAUGUAAUUAUCACUUUUCAGUACUUUCUUUUUUCCUUUUAGCAUUCAUUCAUUGUUCGAUAUACAAUUUGGGUAGCUCUGAUAAAGUUGGUUUUUCUAUUUGUACAUAUUAGUGAAGGUUUGGACCAGAUCUUAUCACAAAGAAAACCACAUGCACAACAGAAGUAUUCAUUACAUUAUUACAGAAUUAACAGAUCAGCGGUCUGUUCAUUGUGUUAUUCAUAUAUUCAUGAUAAAAGGAAAGUAUUUUUUACAAUUUAACAGAAAUUCAUUUCCUCUGUAUUUCAUUUUAGCACUGCAAAUGGGUCUUUUUUUAAACAUGUAUAUAUUGAGGCGACUCUAGCUCGGCACCAUAAAAAUAAAAAUGUUUUAUAAUUA